Messenger RNA from Didymodactylos carnosus, 2502 nucleotides. The record is from the annotation of a GenBank genome assembly. NCBI's taxonomy places the organism in Eukaryota, Metazoa, Rotifera, Eurotatoria, Philodinida, Philodinidae.
AUGGCAAACGAGUUUAAAGCACGGGCAUUAUACGACUUUCAAGGACAGGAUGAAAAUGAGUUAAGUUUUAAUACUAAUGAUAUUUUAACAAUUACAGCCACUGCCUCGCCUGGGAACGGGUGGUGGUACGCAAAAAAUAGUUAUGGAAAAUCAGGCGCAGUUCCUGAGAAUUAUCUUCAAACAAUCGUUGAUGAAACACCCGAACCAAGCGAGCCACCACCAAGUUAUACAUAUCCUGAUUUAUCUGUAUUAAAUGGUGGCGGUUACGGCUCCCAGAAUAAUUAUGCACCUCCUCAUAAUAUCCAUAACGAUCCAUUUGCAUGGUCACAAACGCCACAAUAUACAAAUACAAAUAUAAAUGAAGCUCCAUUGGCAUGGCAAUCAAGUACAAAUACAUCACAUCCGAGUUCCAAUAGCCCAACCGAAAAUGUCGUUCUCACCUCCGAACCAAUGUCUGCAUUUUCUGAUGAAAAUCAGACAUACAUACAGGUAUCCGAUCUAUCUAUUUCACAAGAAUUAAACAAAACACUUGAUACCCUCCCUUUGAAUGGCACCAAUUUCGAGGAGACUAAUGACUGGUAUUCUAGUGCAGAGGAUGUUCUACUUGAUCAUGGCGUACCACAAGCAUAUCAGAAUACAGAUUACUCUAAUCAAAAUAGAAACACAGAAUAUACCGGACAAGAAAGUCAUCUGGUAACAAAUAUGGUAGAGCAAAGACAUGAUCUAUGGAGUCCAGUUUCUAUGCACGAGCAGCAACUACAACAGUCAACUACAUCUAACGUCGACUUGUUUUCUCAAGAAGCAAUGUAUCCAGGGAAUAUAAGUUUGCAAUCAUCUGCAUUACCGUCAAAUUCCAAUCAAUAUAAUACAUUAUCAGGUUUAAAUAUAACAGAACCAACUCUAUUUCAAUCACAACAACCAUUUGUAACUUUUCCAUCUCAACCGACUAAAACAAAACCAUCCGAAUCAAAUUUGGAUGACGAUUACACUCCAAGAGGCUCAUCAUCAAAUUUGUCUGAAACAUUAUCAGCUACAUCUUUACCUCCGACACAAAAUACGGAAAAAAAAUCAAAAGAGCACAAACAAAAAUUUUUCACAUUAAAAAGAUCAAAAUCUAUCUCAAGUAAAACACAAUUAAAAUUGGAAGAAAGUUUUGAUGCAGCAACUACACCUAAACCAAAGAAAGAUACAGAUUCAGAUGAUAGUUUUAGUGAUACUGAAAAUCAACCACGGCCACACACCAGUUUAAAUUCUUUGCCCAAUACACAUUUGCAACCAAACCGGCCUAGUUCGGGCGAUUUAACAGCUAAACCUGCACCUCGAGCUCGGUUCGUGCUGAGCACAUUUUUUGAUCGUCAUGGUCUCGAUAGUUAUUUAUUGAAUGGUUUCAAAGCAAAAACAGAUGAACGUGUUGAUAUUGCUUUCAACGAACAUGAAGGAACUGUUUAUUGGGCAAAUAAUCCAUCUACUCCACCGUUUACAGUUAAAAUAGAAGAUCCGAUACGAUCAACAAAAUUAGCUGGUUUCAAAACUUUUAUGGAAUAUAAAAUUCAAGCACAAAGACCGGGCGGAAAAUUGGUAGGACGACGCUACAAACAAUUUGAUUGGUUACACGAUCAGUUAGUGUUAAAAUAUCGUUUUAUAUGUAUACCACCAUUGCCAGGCAAACAAAUUGCUGGACGAUUUGAACAAGAUUUUGUACAGGAACGUAAACGACUACUUGAACUAUGGUUAAAUAGAAUAUGUCGACAUCCUGUUCUUUGUGCCUCGUUUCCUGUACAACAUUUUCUUACGUGUGAAUUAUCAGAGAAAACUGUUAAAGAAUGGAAAGUUGGAAAACGAAAAAUUGAAAAAGAUGAAAUGAAAGAAGCACAAUGGCUUGCAUGUGUUAGUCUUGUUAGUACGGGACAUACAGAUCAACAAAUUAUGCAACAAAUUGAUCUAUUUGCUCAACAACAACCAUUAUUGGAAACUCAUUUGAGAAAUUUGAAUCAAGGUUUAACAAAAUAUUCUGAGCGUCACAUAGAAGUGUACGAGAGAGAUAUCCAAAAAGUUGGGGAGUUAUUUACUAAACUGCAUGGAGCAUUACAAGUCGAUGCAGAAACAAUUGGCAAUAAAGAUUUGUCGAGUUCUAUUCAGACGAUAGGAAAGUCGUAUGAUAAUAUUGCAGAAUUUUAUAAAAGUCAGGCUAAUGGUGGUUUACGAGAUUUUCUUGAACAUAUUCAAGAAUAUCUUGGUAUUGUACAAUGUUUUCCAGCUAUUUUAAGUAUUCAACGAAAUUCGGCCGAUUUUAUGAAAAAUAUUCAACAACGUUCACCAACUACGUCCGAUUUUAGCAAUGCAAUACAUCGUAAUCAUAUACUCAAUCAUGUUGUAUUAGCUGAAAUAAAUUUUUUUAAUCGUGAAAAAGUAAAAGAUUUUAAUCAAAUUAUGAAAACAUUAAUCGAACAACAAAUGAAAUUUUAUGAAGAUGUGAGUAUAAACAAAUUACUUCACAAUUAA